Molecule: messenger RNA, 2217 nt
Organism: Orbilia oligospora ATCC 24927
Lineage: Eukaryota; Fungi; Ascomycota; Orbiliomycetes; Orbiliales; Orbiliaceae
Exons: 7
Coding region: 1-2217 (738 amino acids)
Biological process (GO): protein phosphorylation; intracellular signal transduction
Cellular component (GO): cytoplasm
Molecular function (GO): ATP binding; protein serine/threonine kinase activity
Source: RefSeq, a predicted model, not a curated record
AUGGAGAAUAAUAGUAAACCCCAAGAUGUUGGCGAGACGCUGUUGACGGUUGGGCCCUGGAGACUGGGCAGAGCUCUAGGAGAAGGGGCAUCCGGCCGGGUUUGCCUCGGGAAGCAUCAGAAAACGGGACGGUUCGCCGCAAUUAAGGUUAUCAAUAAAAACAAAGCACAGGGAACGACGACUAGCAUCCAGGAAGCUGGUUGUGAUAUUCAGCAUGCCAUCGAAAGAGAGAUCGUAGUCAUGAACAUCCCAACGCACCCUAACAUGAUAGAGCUGUACGAAAUCUGGGAUAGCCGGGACGAGGUGUAUCUUGUGCUCGAGUACGUUAGUGGCGGAGAUUUAUUGCAAUACAUGACCAAGAAACGCUUUCUACCAGAGAAGGAAGUUGCACGACUUUUCAAGCAGCUGAUUACUGGCCUCUCGCACCUUCACCGGUUUUCUAUAUACCACCGAGACCUAAAGCACGAGAAUCUCAUGAUGGACCAACAUGGUAAUGUAAAAAUUGGAGACUUUGGCAUGGCGGCGUUGCAGCCGGCCGGUAAGAUGUUUACGAGUGCUUGCGGAUCCCCCAAUUAUGCAGCCCCGGAAGUUGUACAAGGUUUGCCGUAUAAUGGCUCAGCCGCGGACAUCUGGUCAUCGGGGGUUAUACUUUAUGGAAUGCUGACGCAUCAGCUUCCGUUUGACGAUCCGGAUACAUCUGCGAUACUGAGCCGGAUAGUUUGUGCGGAAUACAAGCUACCAAGAUCAAUCUCAUUUGAGGCAGGGGAUUUGAUAAAACGCAUACUAGAAUUGGAUCCGGCAAAAAGGAUUAAACUCGAAAAGAUACUCGAACAUCCGUUCAUCACGAAGUAUCAAAGCCUAGUUACAAGUGUUCCCCUAGGAACAGCCAUUCGAAACCACACUAUUCAGAACACCAGCAUACACAUAACCCUGAGCCAAGUCCAACGGGUAGAUAUGGAUAUCGUGGCCAAGCUGAAAGCGCUCUGGAUGACUCAAGACGAAGCAGCGUUGGCGAAAAAAGUAUUAUUUCAAGAGACAUCGCUAGAAAGGCUGUUUUACGACUUACUUCUCAUAAGACAUGUCGGAGGGCAGCCCACACAAGUUUCAAGCGACAUCAUUCUCAAAUUGACCACUAAUAUUGUCCCUCCUAAGCUUGAUCUCGAUGAUUUCUCUUUUACGAAAGUUGACCGGCGGACCCCGUUCUUAUUUUGGGGAACGCCUAUUCCCGUCGAGCUGGGUCCGAAACCUACAAUCCAAGAACGGGCCCAGAAAUUCAAAGAUCCGAACUUCCCUAAGACCCUGGGUGACGAAGAAAGGCUAUGUAACAAGACCUCAGGAAGCAAUAAUCAACCAGAAAUCCAUCAUAGUGUGCAGUCACCUUUAGCACCCCUGAUUGAAAAGACGAAGUGUGAACUAGAAGAAUACCCAGCCCAACCACCACCACCACCACCACCGCCACACGCAGAAAACGAUGACGGGGCCCAGUUGCACAUUCAGCUUGUUGGAGAAAAAAAAAGUGCUCUUGAGAGGAGGGUCGGGCAACUAAACGUUGUAAAAGCAUGUUUGGAAGUACUCUCUAGUCGAAACAUCUAUAAACGAAAGGUCCGAAGGAGUCAAUCCCGGCGGUCUGUAAUAUUCACGGGUAGUCAACUUGGGGUAGGUAACGCGGCCUGGCACCGAUUACCAGGGCUAGGCGAGCAGAUCCGAAAAACCGAUAUUCCCGCGUCAUCUAUGGAUGUACACAGGGUACUAGGGGGCCUACCGACUGUUGGACUGGAGAAACCUCAGGAAGGAAAGUUGGUUUACGAAGAAGGGAUAGCUGAGGAUGGGACAAAAUACCCACGCCCUAUGGGGAACGGAUCCCACGAUGAGCGAGCUCUACUGGCAUUGCUAAAUCGCUCUCAAAGAAAGCAAACUGUUUUUUCCCCUGAGCCGGUCACAAAAACUCGGAGGAGGUUUAAUUCCAUACUUAGUAUUUGGCAGUCGUAUGGAGCAGGCCAUGUUCGGAUGGACGGCCAAAAUAUUGUUUGGAGAGAUGCUACGGUGACAAAAGGGUCCAGGCGUCCGUUUGCUUGCAUGAUUCGGUUGGUAGAAUUGAAUGGUGGCACAGUUAUCACUGUUUCUAGAGAACGCGGGCCUGCAGCAAGGCUGAGUGGAAUUGUUGCCGAAUUUAUUGAGCUGCUAUUCGCUCACAAUAUCCGAGGGAGGGAGGGAUGA